Molecule: messenger RNA, 1059 nt
Organism: Aspergillus nidulans FGSC A4
Lineage: Eukaryota; Fungi; Ascomycota; Eurotiomycetes; Eurotiales; Aspergillaceae
Product: mitochondrial 54S ribosomal protein YmL10/YmL18
Exons: 2
Coding region: 1-1059 (352 amino acids)
Biological process (GO): translation
Cellular component (GO): large ribosomal subunit
Molecular function (GO): structural constituent of ribosome
Source: RefSeq, a predicted model, not a curated record
AUGCCUCCCAGGCUCCAAAUACUCCCUCUGCAUCUUCGCAGCUCUCUUCCCCGACCCUCAACGAUACCGCAACCAUCCCAAUUGCUGCUCUCCGUUCAGUCCCAAACCCGCAAUGCACACAUCUUAGCUUCCCUCUCCGAUAACCCGGGGGCCUACAACAAGCGCAUCCGACGAGGUCGCGGCCCUGCCUCGGGCAAGGGUAAGACUUCUGGAAGAGGUCAUAAGGGUCAAGGGCAGCACGGAAAGGUUCCGGCGGGCUUCAACGGCGGGCAGACGCCUGAUAUUGUGGUGCAUGGGGAGAGGGGAUUCAAGAAUAUUUUCUCCCUCGAUCUCGCCCCCGCCAACCUCGACCGCAUCCAGGAAUGGAUUGACCAGGGUCGCAUCGACCCCACAAAACCAAUCACCGUCCGCGAACUCGCAAAGUCUCGGUGCAUCCAUAACCCCAAAGACGGCGUGAAACUGCUUGCCCGCGGCGUCAACGCUCCCACCACUACAGAUAUCACAACUCCUGCCUCAAAUAUCGCGGAAGCAGAAUCACCGUCCGACUCGCUGGAAGAAGGAACCACAACCGCACCCGCUUCCAACAUUCUCAAACAGCCCAUCCACCUCGUUGUCUCGCGCGCUUCAGCCGCCGCCAUCGCGGCCGUCGAAGCAGCCGGCGGCUCCGUCACAACACGCUUCUACACCAAGGCCUCCAUCUCCCGGAUCAUGAAGCGCGAGACUCACCCCUUCGUUUCUGCAUCCUGGGUUGCGGAAAGCGGAAAUCCAGCACUCCACGCUGCUGCCGGCUUAGAUUUCUCAGCAAACACCGCUGCGUCCGGGAACGCAUUUACGCAAGAGGCCAAGAUCAUGGCCGCUAAGGGAUACAAGUACCGUCUGCCGGAUCCGACCAACCGUAAAGAUAUUGAGUACUACCGUGAUCCCGCGCACAGGGGUUACUUGAGUCAUUUGCUCAAACCGCUCGAGGGACCGAGUUUGUUCUUCCGGUCGCCGGUGGAGAGGAAGACCGCGUCUGGCCCCAAGAAGGAGAAGGUUCUGCCGGAGAACAGACUUUGGUAG